AUGGACAAAAUGCACUACAUCUUGACCAUCACGCUAUUCUCCCUGGUCUGCAUCCUCCAAGCCGAAAUCCCUCAAAACCAGCUCCUGAAAGAAGAGUACAAAGACCAGGAAUACGAGGGCAAAAACGACGUCAUCGCAGUCAUACCCGGAAAAAUCAGGAAAUUCGAUCAAAUCGACCCGUCUUUCUAUGAAGACAUCGAGGCGAAGGAGGUCGAAGAGCUGCCCACGCCACCAAUGCUGUAUCCGAAGUUCAACGCCAAGCUCGACUCGGUGAAGACGUCGCACCUGUUCGCCAAGCUGAAGGGGCUGAACCGCCUCCCCGUCUCGUUUGAUGCCGUCGAAGAGUUGCCGAGCAGCUCGGAAAUCCUUGAA
Mesorhabditis spiculigera is the source of this 372-nucleotide messenger RNA. The record is from the annotation of a GenBank genome assembly. NCBI's taxonomy places the organism in Eukaryota, Metazoa, Nematoda, Chromadorea, Rhabditida, Rhabditidae.